Messenger RNA from Aspergillus oryzae RIB40, 1887 nucleotides. RefSeq names its product ATP-dependent RNA helicase MRH4 (gene mrh4). The coding region runs from base 1 to 1887 and encodes 628 amino acids. Gene Ontology annotation, molecular function: nucleic acid binding; ATP binding. The record is from RefSeq and is a predicted model, not a curated record. The transcript has a single exon. NCBI's taxonomy places the organism in Eukaryota, Fungi, Ascomycota, Eurotiomycetes, Eurotiales, Aspergillaceae. Gene Ontology annotation, cellular component: nucleolus. Gene Ontology annotation, biological process: maturation of LSU-rRNA from tricistronic rRNA transcript (SSU-rRNA, 5.8S rRNA, LSU-rRNA).
AUGUCCCUGGCGGUUCGUCCUCCAGUAUGUUUGCUCUGCCGGAGUGGGGCCCCUACUCUCCUCCCUUCGAGCGUAUCGCAGGUCGCGCGCUCUAUGGCCACAGCUCGACUCCGUCGGAAAGUCGCUCGCAUGGCCUUGUCCCCGGAUGUCGCCAAAUCAUCGAUCAACCAGAAACGCUCGGGCAAAGCUAAGUUCGGACCAUGGUCAGGAAUGAACCAGACCGAAGCUCACAUUCGAGGUGAGCCAAGGUCACGGUCUCAAGCGGCCUUGAGACGCUCGGGAGAGAAGGCAGCGGAUACACCUCGGAAAAGCGACAGCCCCUUGUACAAAGCUCUAAAGAUGCAGACCACACUUGCUCCUGUCCCUUAUGGCCGUAGGACUGCGGUCAAGUCUAAGAUUGCCGACAUUACCAGCUUUGAUCACUUUCCGCUCCUACCUGUUGUUCGCCACUCAAUCUUCUCUCAAGCUCUUCCCGGUCUGGUCGAUGUCACCCCCACUCCUAUUCAACGUCUCGCAAUUCCCAAGCUCAUGGAAGAUUCACCGGAUGGAAAGCGAGGAACUAAACUUGAGGAUGGAGAUCCUCAGUACGAUCAGUACCUUCUGGCAGCCGAGACGGGCUCUGGAAAGACAUUGGCAUACUUGCUCCCUUUGGUUGACGCUGUUAAGCGGCUAGAAGUUGAGGAUAAGGAGAACGAGAGGAAAGAGGAGGAGCGAAAGGCAAAAGAGAAAGAGGAGAGGCUGAAAAACCGGGCUUUUGAUCUUGAGCCUGAGGAGCCGCCACUGUCCAAUGCCGGAAGACCGAGAGUGAUUAUUCUGGUGCCAACGUCAGAGUUGGUUGCACAAGUAGGUGUCAAGGUUAAGGCGCUUGCUCACACAGUUAAAUAUCGAUCUGGGAUGAUUUCGUCCAACUUGACUCCUCGCCGGAUUAAGAGUACCCUGUUUAACCCGGACGGUAUUGACAUCCUCGUUUCUACUCCUCAUUUGCUUGCAUCGAUCGCCAAAACGGAACCUUACGUGCUGAGCCGGGUCAGCCACUUGGUUCUCGAUGAGGCCGACUCGCUUAUGGACCGAUCUUUCCUGCCAACAACUACCGAAAUUAUCAGUAAGGUAGCACCGUCGCUCCGCAAGCUUAUUCUGUGCUCGGCUACGAUUCCCCGAAGUCUCGAUAAUUUGCUACGCAAGCGCUACCCAGACAUCAAAAGACUUACUACACCCAACCUGCAUGCAAUCCCACGUCGAGUACAACUAGGAGUGGUGGACAUCCAGAAAGAGCCCUACCGAGGAAAUCGAAACUUGGCCUGCGCUGACGUGAUCUGGUCGAUUGGGAAAGCUGGCGAUUCGGAGCCCUCGGAGCCGUUUGCUUCUUAUGUUGGACCGAAUAUCAAGAAGAUCCUUGUGUUCGUCAAUGAGCGCGAGGAAGCCGAUGAAGUGGCCCAAUUUUUAAGGUCAAAGGGAAUUGACGCCCAGUCGCUUUCUCGGGACUCCAGCGCCCGGAAGCAAGAAGAGAUCCUCGCCGAGUUUACCGAGUCGGCACCUCCGCCCAGCCCAGAAGAAAUCAUGUUAGCCCAGAAAAAGAGGCGUCAAGAGGAUGCCAUUCCCUUUGAACUGCCCGAGAACCACAACAAACCCGAGAAUGUUCGCCGAUUGGCUAACACCAAGGUGCUCGUUACCACCGAUUUAGCAUCCCGAGGCAUUGACACCCUCCCCGUUAAGACUGUCAUUCUAUACCACGUCCCGCACACGACGAUCGAUUUCAUCCACCGUCUGGGACGUCUCGGUCGGAUGAACAAGCGUGGUCGCGGUAUCGUGCUGGUUGGAAAGAAGGACCGUAAGGAUGUUGUGAAGGAAGUCCGUGAAGGUAUGUUUAGAGGACAAGCAUUGAUCUGA